Messenger RNA from Arachis ipaensis, 816 nucleotides. The record is from RefSeq and is a predicted model, not a curated record. Lineage: Eukaryota; Viridiplantae; Streptophyta; Magnoliopsida; Fabales; Fabaceae.
AUGACUCCAUUCAAAGCACUCUAUGGUCGAGACCCCCCUUCCCUUGUUAGAUAUGAACUCUCUCAUGAGGAUGAGCCAUCCUUGCAGGAACUACUAGUAGCUAGAGAUAAAUUGCUUGAUCAGCUUAAACUCAAUCUUGGCAGAUCGCAACAAUUCAUGAAGCAUUUUGCGGAUAGACAUCGACGCCACUUAGAAUUUCAAGAAGGUGAUUUAGUGCUAGUCAAAUUGCAUCCAUAUCGCCAACACUCGGUGGCACUGCGGAAGCAUCAGAAGCUGGGAUUGCGUUAUUUUGGCCCUUUUAAAAUUGGGAGAAAAAUCAGUGAGGUAGCCUAUCAGUUGGAAUUGCCGCCAGAAGCCCGUAUCCAUAAUGUUUUUCACAUAUCAACACUCAAGAAGUUUCGUGGUGACCAAGAAUCACAGUAUCUACCACUGCCGUUAACUACAACGGAACUCGGACCAAUCCUGGAGCCUUAUCGGAUUUUAUCCCAACGCUCCAUUUUGCGCGGUGACAAGGAAAUUUUACAGUGGCAAAUUCAGUGGGGACAAGGGGCUGUCACAGAAACGAGUUGGGAGGAUGUUGAUCAAUUCCUCAAGCUCUUUCCUGCAUUCAACCUUGAGGACAAGGUUGCUCUUGAUGAGGAGAGUAAUGUUAGGCGUAGGAAUGAGGAAGAGCACAUAAAUAAAAAGCUUACAACUUCAGAAGAAAAUAUUGUUACAACAGAAGGACAGCUGGCACUCAAUCAGCAUGAUGAGGGUCCAAGAAGGAGCACUAGAGAGAGAACUAAAAGCAAGAGGCUGGGUGGUUAUGUGGAGUAG